Blumeria graminis f. sp. triticale is the source of this 684-nucleotide messenger RNA. NCBI's taxonomy places the organism in Eukaryota, Fungi, Ascomycota, Leotiomycetes, Helotiales, Erysiphaceae. The record is from the annotation of a GenBank genome assembly.
AUGGCAAACAUGGCACAGGCUGUCUGCUGUUUCGAAACUCUCGCAGCAUCUCUAGAGGGUCGGAGUCCGCUUUCGCUCCGCGAAGUCGAAAAGUUGUGGACCAGUUACUUAGCCACUACUUCUCCGGACCUCAUACCGGCUGAUGCUCGGUCCUCUGCAGACGACGAAGCACCUCUCUUUGUCACCUGGAACACCAUCUCACACGUUGAUUCUACUGAUCUCACCCUAAGGGGCUGUAUCGGGACUUUCGAGGCAGCUCCACUCGCCGUCUCCCUACCUUCUUAUGCCCUCACAGCAGCUUUGCAUGAUCCACGCUUCCCACCCAUCGCCCUAAUCGAACUCGAAAUGAUUUCUGUAUGCGUUACCCUUCUCACCAACUUUGAGCCAUGUUCGCACCCGCUUGAUUGGAUGAUCGGGAUUCACGGAAUACGUGUUCAAUUUAUGGCCGACGGUGCAACGUGGAACGCUUGUUAUCUUCCUGAUGUCGCAGUAGAACAGGGCUGGGACCCUGAAGAGUGCGUGGUCAGCUGCAUGCAAAAGUCAGGAUGGAAUGGUGAUUGGCUCAACUGGCGGGACGUUAAAAAUCUAGCAGUAACUCGAUUCCAGGGUACCAAGGCAAGCCUAUCAUUCGAGAACUGGCAAGAUUGGAGGAAGUGGGUGGACGAGCAACCUACACAAGAGUAG